UGCGAUAAAACCAGAUGAGAUAGCAAGCGUCGACGGACUGUCAGAGUAGACACAAAACUUAGUGCUGGGCCCGAGCCCAUUUCCGAAUAAAAUUAUUAACUAGUGCGAGCUCUCACCUUCCGCCCGUCAUCCGGAACGAGUCAGCACCUCAAAAGAUAACAAUUUUGAUUGAACGCGCAAUAUGGCGGAGGUGGUAGAGGAGCUGCCCGCAGCAGCCGCCGCCUCAUAUGCGGACGAUGUCGGUGCUUCUGUUAUUGUUGAGCCUGUAAUAGGAUUGCCCCUCACUGUCAAUGGCACGGGCAGAACCCUUCCACCGGCAGCUAUGAAAUUCGCCGAUCUCACAGAGAGUGGCAGCGAAAGUGGCGACGGCGACGGCGACGGCGACGGUGAAGGCGAAGGCGAUAGCAGUGCCAACGCCAACAGCAACAGCAACGGCAACGGGGAGCCGGGCACCAGUGCAUCGGGCAGUGGCCGGACCUCGCCACCGCCCAACUGUGCCAUCUGCCUGUCGCGCUGCAGGCGAAAAUGCUUCACCGACUCGUGCAUGCAUCAGUUUUGCUUCAAGUGCCUCUGCGAAUGGAGCAAGGUGAAAGCCGAGUGUCCGCUGUGCAAGCAGCCCUUCAAGACGAUCAUCCACAAUGUCCGCACACUGGAUGACUUCGACAGCUAUCCGGUUCAGAACUCAUCACCGCCCAUACAAGAUCACCAUCCAGCGCUGCGCUUUCAAGUUGUACGACGUCCCAGGUUCAUGCCGCUGGUGCAGAACCGGUCGUCGAUGACGAACGACCUGGACGGCGCGGCGGCUGGUGAUGAUUCACAGGAUGGCCUGCCCACUGCUGAAUCGUCGGGUGGCCGCCACUCGUACAAUCGCUUCGAACCGUACCGCAUGGAGUUGAUGAAUUUCUAUCGUCACGACCAGGAUCCCGCCAUCUCGGGCAGUUCCCUGAGCCAGCUCUGGCGGCGCUACGUCUAUGAUCGCAAGCUAUAUGCUCUGCCAAUCAGUGAUAGCCUCACCGGCCACUUCCGCGAGUGGAGUGCUCGUUUCUACGGAAACAAUCAGAUGCGCCGCCUGAUGCCGUGGAUACACCGCGACAUUGUGUGCCUGCUGAGAAAUGACGCGCACAGUGUCAGCACCGUGAUGCAGUUGAUGCACGACAUGCUGCCCUUGACGAACAUACUGGGACCCACAUUCCGGCGCCGAUUGUCACCGUUCUUGGGCGAGCGGACCAGUCACUUCAUCCACGAGCUGGCUAACUUCGCCCGCUCCCCAUUCGACAUGAUUGGGUACGAUCAUGUGGUCCAGUACUCGGCCCGUGUUGCGGAGGAGGUGGAAGUGGAUCUGCUAGACAUGGUCGAAACGCAGUCGUCCAACGAGAGUGACUUACAUUUGGAGGUGGGCGAUGGGGAGACUGCGAACGCCGAGUCCUCCAACGACUGGAACGCACCCAACGAUCGUCCGUCCACCAGUGUGAUUGUGACCAAUCCCGGUGCCACACAUUCCUUCAGCGUGACAAUGAACAGCGAUGGCAGCGAGCUACCAGGUGUACGGCGUACCACCACCUCAAACGUCGGCUCCCAGACGGUGGCCAUCAACUUGAGCAUGCGGCGUCCGGCCAGCGAGUCGGAAGUGAUCGAGAUCGAUGACGGCGAUGCCGCUGCCAAUGCCGAGGUGGCCGCCAUCAACGAUGGCAGCAACACAAACAGGCGCCAAGCCGGCGCCAGCAUCCCGAUUAGUGCCCACAUUGAGCUGGAAAGCAGCAGCAACUCCAGCGAUGAUGAUGAGUGUGUCUUUGUGCUGGAACUGAAGCCGCCGCAUUUGCGGACCCCCGAGCAGGUGACCCUCGACUCCAACAGCGACUCGGACGUUGUAUUUGUGAAUGAAGAGAAUGAGAGUGCGUCGGCCACCCAGCGUCCGUCAGCCACAGCAACAGCCGUAAAUGAUGCGGAAGAGAACGAGGCUCAAACGGCCGAUCAUGGCCUAUACAUGGGUCCCAGUACAAGCGCUGCCGCCAGCAAAGGCAAAAACUGGAAGCAGUGCUACGACUACGCACGUCGUCAGGAUCUUUUACGCAUCGCUGGCUCCACACGACCCAAACGCACCAGCAAUCCUCCUCGUCUCAUUCCCCCAGUUAGCCAAAGCAACAGUUCGAGCAGUAGCAGCAGCAGCUUCUGCAGUAGCACUGCCACACCAAUGGGUGCCCACCAGUGGAGCACGAGCAGCGACGACAGCAGUGAAAGCAGUGGCAACAGUAGCGAAGCGAGUGAACCCAAAAAAAAGAGUAGCAGUGACGACUCGGACGAUGGCAGCCCGGAACUAAAUCUUCAGCUAAGCGCCUUGCGGGCCGCUUUGCGUUCGGAGGCAGCGUUGGAGGAUCGAAAGCCGCUCGAGCUGGAGCUGCAUAUGGCGCAUGAGGAGGAGCGAGAGCAGGAACAGCAGCCACAGGCGCCACAGGGGAUUAUGGAUCAGCAGUCGGAGGAAACGCAGCCAGAGUGCAGUGCGCCGAAGCGUCGUCGCAGCUGUAGCAACAGUAAUCUGUCCAGCCACAGUGCCAGCGUAGCGAGCAGCACCACAGCCAGCUCCAGCUCGGCUCUGAGCUCCUUCAACUGGCAGGCAACGAGCUAUGCGAGUGACCCUCUGGUGCGGGGCAGUGGCACCACCGACGUGCACGACAUAGCCCACUCACUGAUUGAACUGUCCACGCUGACGCAUGAAAGAAACGCCGGGGACGGGGCAGACGUGGACGUGGGCGUGGACGUGGACGUGGACGGAGGCGUCAGUGGAGGCUUGUUCAAUGAUCAGUCGAGUGGAGUCGAGGUUGCGAUUAGCUUUAUACGCCAUGCACUGCCUAACACUGCCAAUAGCCUAGAGGACAAUGUGCAUCUGGGACUGUACUCGGACGUGGACACAGAACCUUUGGUGGAAGCAGAUGCGGAUACUGCCACAGCCACCGAAGACCAGGAGGAAGAUGAAGACGAUGAUGAUGAUGAAAAUGAAAAUGAAGAUGAGGAUGAAGACGACGAUGAUGACGAUGAUGAUACCAACCUACCUAUGUAUAAGCAAAAUUUAUUGAAAUGUUAUGAGAACGACGAUGAUGAUCAUGAGGGUAAUGAUAAUGAUAACGACAAUGAGGAGGACGACGACGAUGACGACGACGAUGAUGAUGAUGAUGAUGAUUAGCAAGAUUAGCGAGAGGAGCAGAGCAACGAUGCAAUGUUCGAUGCUGCCUUGACGUUGGCGUCUCUAGCAUAAGCUUAUUACUCUAAAAACUGUUCUCCUAUUUUGAAUCGUUAAAUAUAUUGACCUUGUCCGCUAUA
Messenger RNA from Drosophila miranda, 3315 nucleotides. Its product is annotated as E3 ubiquitin-protein ligase Topors-like. Gene Ontology annotation, molecular function: ubiquitin protein ligase activity; metal ion binding. Bases 182 to 3178 code for a protein of 998 amino acids. The record is from RefSeq and is a predicted model, not a curated record. The transcript is spliced from 4 exons. NCBI's taxonomy places the organism in Eukaryota, Metazoa, Arthropoda, Insecta, Diptera, Drosophilidae. Gene Ontology annotation, biological process: protein polyubiquitination; protein monoubiquitination.